AAGACAAGACUCCCUGAGGAUCAGAAAAACAAGGCGUCAUCGGAAUCCUCCAACAGCCUCUGGGCAGUGGACAGAAGCUGCAUUUCUUGGCUUGAUCAACAAGAAAAACAAUCUGUUAUCUAUGUUAGUUUUGGGAGCAUUACUGUGAUGACUAGAGAGCAACUCAUAGAAAUUUGGUAUGGGCUUGUGAAUAGCAAAAGGAGGUUCUUGUGGAUUGUAAGGCCGGACUCCGUGGUGGGCCAUGGUGGGGAAGAUAUUCCACAGGAACUCAUAGAAGGGACCAAGGAGAGAGGGUAUUUGGUAGAUUGGGCCCCGCAAGAGGAGGUACUGGCCCAUUGGGCAAUUGGUGGAUUCUUGACCCACAGUGGAUGGAACUCUACAUUGGAGAGUUUGGUUGCAGGGGUUCCAAUGAUAUGUUGGCCUUACUUCGCUGAUCAACAGGUGAAUAGUAGGUAUGUGGGUGAGGUGUGGAAGGUGGGUUUAGACAUGAAGGAUGUUUGUGAUAGAAAUGUGGUUGAGAGGAUGAUAAAUGAUAUAAUGGAGGAGAAAAGGGAAGAGUUUGUGAAAUCAGCAAGAGAAAUGGCAAAGUUGGCCAAAGAAUCUGUCGGUGUUGGUGGGUCAUCUUACUGUAAUUUGGACCGUCUGAUUGAGGACAUCAGGUUGAUGAGCUUGAAAAUGAAAGAUCGGGAUGGCCAGGAACCAUGAUUCUAUACAUGGUAGGGCCUAAGAAUAAUUGGAAAAAAAUUGUUAAUAUAGUGUAGUAGCAUCAUUUUUCUUAUUUUAAGUCUAUUUGUCUUGCCUAUAUAUACAUGGUCUUUUUAUUAAUGUUAUUGGUUCUCUUAAAAACUGAUCAGCGUUUUUGAUACUGUAUUAAAAAAACUCAUGAAUU
Messenger RNA from Rubroshorea leprosula, 889 nucleotides. Lineage: Eukaryota; Viridiplantae; Streptophyta; Magnoliopsida; Malvales; Dipterocarpaceae. The record is from the annotation of a GenBank genome assembly.